Molecule: messenger RNA, 231 nt
Organism: Cladophialophora psammophila CBS 110553
Lineage: Eukaryota; Fungi; Ascomycota; Eurotiomycetes; Chaetothyriales; Herpotrichiellaceae
Exons: 2
Coding region: 1-231 (76 amino acids)
Source: RefSeq, a predicted model, not a curated record
AUGGCAGAGAUUCCUGGUAUAGAUCUCGCUAGAGCCGAUGUGGCCCAGGUUGCUAAGCAAUGGCUUGAGGGCCGGGACUCCGGGGAUGAUCCAUACGAAUGCGACGACGACGCCCAGGAACCACUGUCGAAUUUCUUUCCGGGCAGCAUCGUGGGGUCGAUCCUGCUCACAACCAGAAACUUCGCCGUUGCGAAUCGAUUUGCUUCCGAACGAAACGACGCUAUUUAUUAA